CGUAAACGUAUUUGUUCAAGUUAUCUUUUUCUUGAAUUUAUUCUAUUUUUGUUCGGGCAAAGUAUUGUUAAAGCAAUGUCUGUUCAAACACUUUUCAAGCAGCAAUGUAUUGUUCCGGAUGUACUCACAACUGCUCCAUCAGAGUUAUUGGAUAUUCAAUACCCUAGCGGAGUUCGCGUGGACAUGGGUAAGGAACUUACUCCAACGCAAGUAAAGGAUAAGCCUGUUGUGAAAUGGACACCAAAGGAAUCCGAAUAUUACACUUUAGCUAUGGUUGAUCCUGAUGCACCAAGUCGUGAAAAUCCUAAGUUCAGAGAAUGGCAUCAUUGGCUUGUCGGGAAUAUUUUUGGAGGAGAUAUGAACAAAAGUGAAGUUUUAUCUGAUUAUAUUGGAUCUGGCCCACCAAAAGGUACAGGACUUCAUCGCUAUGUAUUCUUGUUAUAUAAACAGCCAGAGAAAUGUGAUUUUUCAAAAAUGCCAAAACUCCCAAACAACUCCGGAGACAAGAGAGGAAAGUUUUCCAUUGCAAAAUUUGCUCAACAAUAUAAACUAGGAACGCCUGUUGCCGGAAAUUUUUACGUUGCAAAAUACGACGAUUAUGUUCCAAAAUUGUAUGCCAAAUUGAAGGGCUAAUAAUAAUAUAACGAAAUAACGUUAUUUAAUUAUCGGUUAUUUGUAAAAAUUGCGCUCGUGAGUGAACAGCUUUAUAGAGGAUUCUUGUCUAUGGUGUGAUCGAUAAUUUCCGCCUCCGCGUGACAUUCUUUUUCGGCCCAAAUCCGCCAUUACAUUUUGGUGUUUGCGUAAAUUGGUCGUUUGCGUGCAUCGUUGUCGCGCAUUAUCAGUGCAGCCAGUAUCCGUGUUUGUGCGUUAUAUCGCAGCGUUUUGUGC
Ostrinia furnacalis (Asian corn borer) is the source of this 888-nucleotide messenger RNA. RefSeq names its product protein D2. The transcript has a single exon. The coding region runs from base 76 to 633 and encodes 185 amino acids. The record is from RefSeq and is a predicted model, not a curated record. Lineage: Eukaryota; Metazoa; Arthropoda; Insecta; Lepidoptera; Crambidae.